Messenger RNA from Meloidogyne enterolobii, 246 nucleotides. The record is from the annotation of a GenBank genome assembly. Lineage: Eukaryota; Metazoa; Nematoda; Chromadorea; Rhabditida; Meloidogynidae.
AUGUUAAAUACAUCAACAGGUAUUACUUAUGCUUACAUUACGAAUAAUCCCGAUAAUGGAAUUAUGCCGUUAAUGAUUGCCCAUUUUUCUUGGUUACAUAUUCAUGGAUUCCCACCAGUAAUAUACUUAACAUUAAACAAAACUGUUCGGACUGACACAAAAAUUCUACUUGGAAAAUUUCUUAGUUUAUUAAAGAAAAAUCAAAAUCAAGUUGUAACUAUUGUUGGACCUGCCCAAAAUGGAUGA